Messenger RNA from Paramuricea clavata, 10059 nucleotides. Lineage: Eukaryota; Metazoa; Cnidaria; Anthozoa; Malacalcyonacea; Plexauridae. The record is from the annotation of a GenBank genome assembly.
UUAACCAAAAUUUGAUUUUUCCUGGAAUAUUGAUGCUCUCAGCUGCUGGCCUCAUCCUUAUAACGACGGUUUUCCAGGUAAUAUUUGUAUAUGAAAGUGCCGCUAACCUCCAAUAUGACUUUUGGUAUGUGCAAUACAAGGUCUCUUCCAGGGAUUUUCCAGUGGAGGGGCAUUUAAGGGAAAUGGACUUACAAUCGUCGACAAAACUGGAAAAUACAUUCACCCUCUCACACACCCAAUGUUGCCAUUAUUUUCCCUACGCCUUGAACGCAAUUCAUGUUACAUUAUGUUGGGGGAAGGGGAGGUGGUGUUUUAUAGGCAAGAAACAUAAAUCAGACUAAAAUAUAAACGCUCGCAGAAGCAAUGAAAUUAAAAUUUUGUUAACAUGUUAUAUCCAGGAUGGUAGCUAACUAAGAGGCGAUGAGCUGGAAGAGAUUGAACUGCAUGGUGGGAGGGUCUAUAGAACCAUCAUAUCUGACAGCUUUGAAAGUAAAAUAGUUGAUCAAGAUAAGAUCUUCUAUUCUUCUUAUGACAUUUCUUCUCAGAAUGAUCCGAAUAUUGCAUACACCAAAAUCCAUAUAUUUUCGCUGUUGGUGCCACUUUAUAACCCAGGGAAAUCAGAGUUCUGUUAUGAACCUCUUGACGGUUGCGCACACCACAUAGCGGAAUUGAAGGAACGUAAUUAAGAUUCUCGAAUUUUGUUCUGUUUAAUUUGACUUGUAUAAAAUUCUCAUUAUUCCUUCAUAGGUUGCAAAUCUGUUUGAUAGAUGGAAAUCUUUAGUAAUAAGUUCAUUUAGCGGAGGCGUAGAUUCAUCAUCUGCUGUACUUCUUAUCUGUAAGGUAGGCCUACGGCUUAAAUCUGAUACAUAUCCAUUGUGAAUUAAAAUAAAUGCUACACAAAUUUGAUUUGUAGUUUUAAUCGUAUUAAUCUCACUUGAUUGUAUCACUGCCACUACAUGAAUUGCAUUGAAUUCAAUGUAAUUCGUUUAAUUUUUUGGAUAGAUAAUGAUUACUACAUGCAUGAGCCUGUGUCAGGGCGUUAAAAUGCUUCUUAUAUGCUCUAUAAAUAGUAAAGUUGGCGUACAUUUCAUCGAUGUUAAAGUACGAUUUUCUAAACUAGUUUUACCCAAGUUCUAUGUUGUGUUACACGCGUAUAUAGCUAAAUGAGCCUGUGGAUUUUCAAAUGAUAUAGCUACAGAAAAAUAUUUUACCAUGCAUUACGAUCAUUACGAGAAAGACUCAGAAUAUUAUUUUAGGAGGGGCUAGAAAUCUUCAUGAUCCUUAGAAUAGAAAUUUUCAAAUUUUCGACUCCCUAGCUCCUCGUAUUUUCUGGCACGGAGCCUUUGGAUAACUUAACAUUUAAUUGGACUGAUUUUUUAUUACACCACUUAUGUUCAAUGCAAAUACAGGUGUAUAAAAAAAACGCAACCUCGGAAUUUCCUACGAAAUCACUUUGCAAUUCUUAAGCAUAAAAGAUUUUAGGCCCCUGGGAAUUGAAAUCGAAUUGCUAGUAGAUCAUAUUACUGUAAGUUGUUGUGCAUUAAAUAAAUGCAUAAAUUUUGCUUUAUGCACUCGCGUGUGCAGUAAUUUUGUUAAGAAAUAUAUGAUUUUUAUUCCGUUUUUCGACGCGAGGUAGGGAAUCGUUACAGUCAACCUCUAAUAACUAUCAGUUCUUAAUAUAAUGUUCGUCUUCUUGUAGUAGUUUUCCUAAAGUUCACUUCAUUUCACUUUACUCAUCAGUCUUCAUUUUGCUUCACUUUACUGAUCAGUCCACUGAGAUUGUGCAACCCCUUUUAUACUAACGGUUGAGGGAUCUUUGUACACGUGAUGUAGCAAAUAGUGUGAUUUGUAUCCAGCCAAUCAACGUUGAUAAAAUAAGUAUUUUAAAAUUUAGAUAAGAGGUUUAAAAGUGUGGGUUGGCGUUGUUAGCUCGUUCCAGCCCUCAAAUUCUAUUUAUUUAAGGCGUUGUCGCACUGGUCGAGUUGGUUCGCUAUUCAAUCAAUCAAUAUUAAAAUAUGUUCAAAACUUUAAAUACUUAUCAAAAUAUCAUAGUAAAAACUUCAAACUAUACCUAUGUGAACCUUACUUUACCUACUAAACUAAAUUUACUUAUACAAUUUUAUUGAACCAAGAUUUUGAUGACGUAAUGUUAUCAUGACUCAACCGCGCGAAAUAUACCGAAGAAUGAUUGACAGAAAGGCCCUAAGCAUGCACAUUUUCCAUGUCAAAGAAGAACCAGCCUUGGACUUUGAAUUAUGUAAACACAACAGCCCACCAUGCAAGGUUAUCGUCCAAUUUUAUACUAUUUAGAUAUACUUUCGUAACAAUUUUGACAGUUGUGCUAUUUUAAAUUCCCAGGCCCCUAAAAUCUUUUGUCUUCAAAACAAUGUCGAUUUCUUGGGAAAUUCUGAGGUUGCGUUUUUUUUUAUACACCCUGUACUACCGUAUACACUUAAUGUCUGCUCCCGAGAGAAAUAGUUUGUUUUGUUUUCCCGAGAGACUCAAUGUCUCCGGGGGAAACAUUGCGAUUCGAGGGAAACAAAACUAACUAUUUCCCGAGGGAACAGACAUUAAGCCUUUUGUUAUAUAGCGCCAAACAAAAAUAAACAUUCAACAAUAUUCAUACAACAAUUGUAUUUCGUGACAAAAACUCAAUGAUGUAAACGAGUUUAAAAUUAAAAGAACCUAUUUUCAGCAGCAUAUCCUGCUGCCUGUUGUGUAUUUUCUUCCCUUUUACAUUCUUUAUUUGAACACAAACUUGGAAAAUCGCAGUUUAUAAUUCUGCUAGUUACGCCGCCAUUUUGUUUAUUUAUGUACAUAGGUGGGCAACAAUUUUUCACUUGUUGCCCGGCGGGAUACAUUGCAUUUAUCAGAAGUUACGUGAACACAAUUCAGCCAAUCACGUUUGGUGUUCACCCUAGCUAUAUAACAAUAUCUCUUAUGUAAUAUCUACAAGAAACCAAGAAACCUUUCUUUCAGCUUUAUUUCUUACAGAUUUCAGUUUCUCGGCAUGGAAAACAAGUAUACAUGCUCCUUUUUUGAUUCUCAUGCAGAUUUGGCAGCUGUGUCACAAUUGUAGAAUUUUUCUCCCCAAAUUAUAUCCCUAUUAAAAAUUUGAAAGUAAAUUCUGAUAGUGAGUUUAGGCACUUGGAAACGCAUAAAACGCGGUCAACAAUAAUGUGGAGUUAAAUUGGAGAUAAUGGGUUCGAAGUAACUCCUCGAAAUUAAUAAUGCUAAUUGCACUUCCUGUCAUGCAAUUUGAUCUGAAAUCAAACGCGUGAUUACAAAAUCCGCGAAGCGGGUGUGCGAUUUGUGAUCACAAGUUUGAUUAGUAUAGGAAAUUACACGGUUCGAGAAAUGAAAAAUCGCACGCGUGUUUGGCGAAAUAUUUAUAAUACCGCGAGUGCGUAGCAGGAACGGUGCAGUAUUAUAAAUAUUUCGCUAAACACAAGUGUGCGUGAUUUUUCAUUCCUCGAACCGUGUAAUUCGAGACAAGUGUAAUUUCCUGGUAAUAUCAUUUUACAGUCAAUUUUACACGAGCAAUCAAUGAUAAGAAAGUAAGAAACAUUGUAUUUGUAUUCAAGCGAGUACAGCCAUAUACGCGCCUCUGCAAGUGGUCAAUUUUGAGAGCACUUUCUGACAUUAACUUUCAAUUCAUACCUAUAACAACUGUGAAUAAUCUUUAUUUCUUCUUUUUUUCUUCGUUUUGAAAGCAUAAGUAAGAGUUCAUUGUAAAAUAAGAGCUCAGAAAAUGUACAUUUUCAAGUUGUUUAUUGUGUUGACAUUUUGUGUUUGAUGCACGCAUGAUCCACGCGGGCCGCUCGUAUCCGUCCCGAUUAAUCUUUAAUCGGCACACCUGUGCGAUUAAUGUUUAAUCAGCACGGUUUUUAACCAAUCAGAAUCGAGUAAAUUGACUAAAAUGAUAUUACAGCUCUAAAAUAGUGCGAUUUGGGCUGUAAUCACACUAUUCUUAGCCAAUCAGAUUGCAUGCUCAAAUCGCGCAUGAUUUCAAGAUGAAUAUAAUAAAGAGUGUAAUAACCUUUUUCAUUAUUCUAUCUUAAUAUUUCACAUUUCAGUUGUUGUACGAAGCUGGUGUUUCAUUACGAUCAAUGAUCAUUUUCUACUUUCUGCUCGCCAUCAUCUCAACUCUUGCCCUUACAUUUAUUUUACCUCCGUAUACCAUUACUAAUUCCGAAGCCAUAAAUGAAACUGAAAAUGCAAAGGGAAGUUCUGUGAAACCCGAGGUAAGUACUGUGAUGGAUUUGAAAUUAAUUUGAACAAAUGUUUUAAAUCUGGUCUACGUACUGCAUUUCGGUUUCCCAAAGAUCAUUUGGCCCAAUACCAAGUUCUUUUGGCUGGCAAGACGAUAUAUCGUUUUACAAUCCACACGGGUAUACUAUCUCAAUUGCAUGGAUCCCAAAGUAAAAUUAUAAUAGAAAGUAUUUGACACGCAUAUUGAAACAUCUAUAUAAUAUACAGUUAGGAACUUGACAGAAUUUGUAAACCAAUGUCAUAUCAUAGUUUUGACGAUUCAUUCAAAUUUGUUUAAUGUUAACCAUUUUAAUUAAAGACCUUAACUUUCUUCUUAAAAUAUCUGGAAGGUUAACAUUGCACAUGAAUUAUCACCACUCUGUCAAUCUGAAGUUAAGAACGAAAAGGAAGAAGAUGCCGAAGAAAAAGAUAUUGAUGCCGAAUCAAGCGAAGGUAGAAAAUUGAUCUCGUUUUUUGUCUAGCUUAAAAUUAUUUAUCCAUGUAAAUGAUGUUUUCACAUUUUAUAGAUUUUUACAGUUUGAAAUAUACCAAUUAAGCAUAAUUUAUAUUAUAUCACGACUUCGAGUCGUAUAUUUAACAGUUAUUAAUUCUGCAAUCUCGAGUCGUAUAUAUGAGCUCGAGCUUAUAGUUUUAUAUUUUUUUUUAAUUAUCUGCAUGCAUGGUUAAAAAAAUAUAUUUAUGAGAAAAACAUAAUACGAAAGAGCGAAGAUAAAAACAUGAACAUGCCGAAUCAGAUAAAACUGACUUUUGAAAAAAUUUAAAAGCAAAACCCCUUUAUAGAAGCAAAGUCAACAAGCUUUUGUUUAGUCUAAAAAUCAUGAAUAUACAGGGUGUCUAAAAAAAUCGCUAUGAAAAUUCAACAGGCUGUUGUGCAUCACUGCAACUUAACUAAACAGUUCAAUUUGUACAUAGGACAAAAGAGCUGUUAUUUAGCUUUUCUAUUCCACCUUUCUUAAACCGUAACGAAGAGAAAUGGCCACAUACUCGUCAAAUAAAAAUUGUCGAUCGAAAUCACAUUCUUCUACCGUUGGGAAUUGAAAAUACAUUAAUUCUGGUGCAAAGUUAAUCAAUCCAAAAGCAACGCGAGCCUUCUGCGAGGUACCUGUUUCGUAAAACGUUUUGAUUACGAAUGUUCUCUGUUCAGUUCUAUAAAACUGUUCUAUAAAACUGUCGUCGUAUAUGACUACCAGCUCAUUUACUACUCGAGUUCGCAGAAUAACUGCAUGUUAAAUAUAUACGGCGAGUAGCUCAACCAAUCAGAUUGCAUAAUUACUCGUAUACAGUAUGGUGGUCAUGACUACAUUAAAAUAUGGAAUGUGUGUCCCUUUGGGGAUUUUUUAAUCAACAAGUCUUCUUUUUGCAUUAAGUCGUGAUUCCUUUUCGCGUUGAUUCAUGAAAUAUGGAUGGUUGCACAUGAGUAAUUCAUUGACCAGAAGCCUAAUUUAUCUUUGAUGCACGUACAUGCACGAAUUCAUUUUCGUUUGCAUUUCGCCGAGAAAAUGCGCUCCUGGAAUCAGACCUUAACACUUGGCUGAGCUUCGUGUAUUACAUGCAGCAAAAGUUGUUAAACUUAAUAUCUCCCACCCUGUAUCCAAAUGCCAUUCCCAAUCAAACACAAUUACCAAUUAGCUCAAAAUCUAUAAACAUAAGAAGGUAAGAAAAUUGCGCAUUUUAUGGCCGUAAUACCGGCACAUAACAAAAAAUCCGCAUAUUCGUGUAAGAUCCAGGGCUUUGGAUGUAUACGUAGACCAAUAAGGUGUGCUUAAAGUCACACAACUCUCAUUAUUCUGGCAUUAUUCUGAUGAGACCGGAUUAAAUAAUAUAUUCCAACCACAAAGCAGUAGCACUCUUCCCACAAAAUAUGCCUACAAUCAUACAGUUUCAAAUGUUUUGAGACAGAUGCCACAAAACCUUUGUAUUUCAACCAACGUCAUCCCCCCGCCCCCUAUUCAAUGUUGUAUCCCAUAUCUCGUCAGAUUUGAUGUGUUCGGGUUUAAGCAACAUUGAUUGGGGUUGGAGGGGGAAGCGGUAUUGUGUGUAACAAACUGUAAUGGAUCAACUUACAAUCUAAAACUACUGCAUUAUGUGUCCCAACAACUUCUGAAAGCGAUUGUAGUCAGCGAAGCCCUAUCGACAUUUUACUUCCGCAAGAACAAGAACUUUUGAUUUUGUGGAAUUAAUUUUUGUAUCAUGCGUAUAGAGAAUCUUUUUUUAUCCUACCAUUUCUAUGUUCAGUAUUCAGGAGAGUAUGAACUUGAAAUUAAUUAUUGACUUGCAAUCUGACUUGUAAGCAAAUGAAAUACAUGCCUAAAGUAUCCCGUCUAGGAUAAGUUUGGCUGUGUGAUUUCGACCUUAGUCUUAUAGUAUAAUGUCUAAACAGUUAAAAUGUCAGGGGAAUACAAUAGUGUUUCCAUUUGAAGGAAAUUCGAAAUUUCCCGCUAAAAAUAAUGCAGAGAUUUGAUUUUGAUAAGAAAGUUGGUGUUUUGUGCAAUUGUUUCAUGUUCAAAUAAAGCGUAUCGUUGUUGUAUCUUUGUGUCAGUGCCACAUAUCAGGUACUACGUGUUUGUGAUACAUGAUAACAACUGCACUCACUCUAAGCUAACAUCUAUCCCAUAUGAUAUGACCCGGUGACAAGAAAAUCAAGGAGUCAAAACGUGGUUGUUGUGCAAUUAUCCUAUUGACCACGUGCAUUUUGAAAAUCGAUAUAAAAUGCACAACGCCUUUCAUAUCCCAAAUUCUUUUGCAUAUGUGGGUGCAAUGUUGUUUCUUGAUGUGUUUCAGCGGUCCCUACUUUCUCCCGUGGGACUGCAUAUGCUCGCGGCCUACUAUUGUGAUUGCAUUGUGGGGGUGCGUCCGAGCCAUUACAAUGAACCACAUUCUGAUGUUAGGGUGCAUGCCUCUGAAUGGGUGUGGUAAUGUGAGAUAAGGGGGGCGGUAGGUUAGGUUUCCGCCGACUCUCCAAUUCCACUGUGUAUUAUAUCAAGCUUCAUUGGGUAAUUUAGACCAUGGCUCUAAUACCCCCGUCUAAUUGGCGAAUGAUAGACAGAAGGAAAAGAGAAAUGCGGGUUGAGAAAAUUUGGAAAACCCGGGUGUUAUAUACUGUAUAAGAGUACGAAUACAGCUAGAAUGCAUACAUUUGCGGAAGUUAUAACUGCAUGCAUUUUAACCGUGUGAUCGUGAAUCGUCAGUGGUAAGCCACGAUCAGAAGGGGGGAGGGAAUCUAGCUCGCCGACGAACCAUUCACAGUCAACGAAACAUAGAAGCAGUUUACUUCCACAAAACCAUUUUGUAGUUUUAAUAUCGCUCCCUGAUCCAAUUAAUGCUUAAUUUUACGUAAUGAUGAACGUCUACCUUUCUUUUCCAAGAAACAGCCCCUGAUCUAAUGAGUCAGAUGUUGACAGCUGAAUAUAUACUGUCAGUUUUGUACACGAGUGUAUGUAGCCUUCGUCUGUGGUUUUAUGUUGGUGAUUUAAACUCAUAUUUGGAAUUUAUGUCUGACAAUGACAAGGAUACAGGUACGUUGACUUUCUUUGUUUUGCAUACGUUUUUCAUCUUUAGUAAAACAAAACGGAAACAAUUUAUUUGUGCGUUCGAUCUUUUAAUAUAGUAAGCAAGUAUACCAAUUGGUUUGGCAUUAUUCAAUGUACUGGUUUUUUCUUUGCUCCCAUCAUUGGUUUUGCCAUGGACUGGAGACAAAAGAAGAAACGGAAUGAGAAAUCUGAUAAUGGUUUCGUAGCUGGUUAUCUUUUGACUACAUUUGUCGCUUUAAUGUUGAAUAUUCUUGUUCUCAUUCCCAGUUUAUCUAUGCAGGUAUCAGAGCUAUGGACGUCAAGGGAUUAAUUUAUCUAAAAUCACCACUGUUAUAAAUAAUUUCAUUCCCGGGCCACAUUCCCAGCGACAGCUCGGGGCGAGGAUACAAAUUCCGCUCGGCCAUUUACACCCUAGAAAAGACAGCAAGCGGAUUCAAAUGUUUAUCAAUUAUCGCGGGCGCAUGGGUGGUCAUCUAGGGGGUCAUCUAGCUGAUCUCAAAAACAGGGCAAAUUGCCAGGAGUGGAAUAAAGUCCUAACUCCACGAAAUGCGAAAAAUUCGAAAAAUUUUGCGCAAAAAACACACUUGUGUGAAAAUUUUCUCUCGUAGUGAUUUCCACAUUAGAGAAAAAAAAUCGCCAAAACACAAGCAUUUGAUUAGUUUCGCUAUUUUGUCAUCCAAAACACAAACAUUUGAUUCUAAAUGAAAAAGAGAGCAAAUUAAUAUUUCCAAGAGCGAAUUGUCUGAUUUAAUAAGCAUUAUUAAUAAAAACGAUUAAGGGACAUAUCAGAACGUUUCACGAAGAUUCUUAGCGGGUUUAAUUUUACAAUAAGUCAAACUUUAUAGAAUGCAUAAUAACAUAGCUAUAUGCAUACUUACAUUGUAUACAGCUAUUUCAAUUAAGGUUGUCCCCCGAGCAAAGUGGAAAAGUCGAAUAUGAGCGCGAAACGCUGCUGGGAAUCGCUAAUAAAUUCAUUCAUUUAUUAGCGAUUCCCAGCAGCCUUUCGCGCUCGUAGCCUAUUCGACUUUUCCGCUUUGCUCGGGGGACAACCUUAAUUGAAAUAGCUGUAUUUCAAAAAUUGAUAAUUCUAUCAUUAGAAAUACCAACCUUUGCCAUUUUGUACAAAAAAUAUAUUUAAGAAAUUAAUUAAAAUAAAACGAUCGUAUUACCAUGACUACAACUGAUGUCACUUGACUCGAGCCAGCAAAUUCGGUCAUUUGUUGGCCGCCUACUUAGCAAUCUGAAGAUUCAACAAAUGACCGAACGCUCGCUCGAGUCAAAUUACGUCAGUUAUAUAGUCACGGUAAUGCGAUUAAUAUUUUAUUUCAUGUUGAAAUAUAGUUGUGAAAUAUAGUUGUCUGGAUACAAAGAUGAGGGGUUGCUACAUCAAUGUAUUUCUAAUAAAAUACUGCAUGCAGUCAUCACGUGUCUCCUGGUGCCGGUUGUACGAAAGUUUUGAUAAGUUGGUAUCCAUGCCGGGACUUAUAGUUGCAUUUUUCGCAACUAUUCCUGCAUGGUUAGGUCUAAUAAAAUCUAUAUAAAUUUCCACUCGAUAAUUUCCAUCUGCAUGCUCUUCAACUAUUAUUGAAUUGAAUGAGAUCGCAACAAAAAAUAUUGAUAUUUAUCCAUGCAAUAGUUAAAUUCCAUGUACAGUUCUAAUUGCGUUGGACGGCGGAUAAAAAUAUACAUUAUGUACUGGAUAAAUUUAUCAGAGGGCUGGAAGUAAUUUUAAUCCACUAAAUCAGUUGAUAAAACUUAAACUCUUGACUCUCAAGUUUACUGUGUCGCUUUGACCAACAUUUCCAUAAUCUCCGUGAAAUUAUGAUCAAAUUAUUUGAAACUGCCAAUCAACAGUGCUUGUUAACUUCGCUUUGCCCUAGCCAUCCUAUACUGAUCCGCGAAUUUUAGUACAGGAAAACGAAGGUCUGUACUCAGCCUGUAGGAUUAAAAAAAAUCAACAAACAUCGGAUGGGAAACUCGUCUGAUAGUAUUCCGUCUGAUAUAAAUAUGAAACAGACACCAUUCGAUGCGUAAACCCCCAAAUUCCCGAAAACCACAAUAUUAGUCUCUUUUCGAUGUUGGCCCCUAAAUAUAUUCGUAAAAUAAUAUUUAGCUAUAUAACCUUUCCAUCCUUUAGUUGAACAUCUCCAUCACUGGAUCGUGAGAGAAUUACAUAACUAAUAAUUUUUCUUUUUUUAGUAUCUUUCAUUUUUCGUCGAAGUUGUUUUAAGAGCGUUCAAUUACUCUGUUUUUCCUG